Messenger RNA from Ogataea polymorpha, 4589 nucleotides. RefSeq lists its product as uncharacterized. The coding region runs from base 883 to 3522 and encodes 879 amino acids. The record is from RefSeq and is a predicted model, not a curated record. Lineage: Eukaryota; Fungi; Ascomycota; Pichiomycetes; Pichiales; Pichiaceae. The transcript has a single exon.
AGGAACAACAUUUCUUCAUUUAUUUUCAGUUAUCAGUCAAAAUGCCAAAACUUAUCCUUGUUAGACACGGUCAAUCCGAAUGGAACGAAAAGAAUCUUUUUACCGGUUGGGUGGAUGUGAGACUUUCUUCAGUCGGCGAGAAGGAGGCUGCCAGAGCCGGUGAAUUGCUCAAAGAGUCUGGCCUUAAGCCGGAUAUCCUUUUCACCUCGAAAUUGACUAGGGCUAUUCAAACCGCUAAUAUUGCACUGGAUAAGGCAGAUAGACUUUUCAUCCCAGUUGUCAGAUCGUGGAGAUUGAACGAGAGACAUUACGGUGCUUUGCAAGGUAAAGACAAGGCAGCAACUCUUGCACAGUACGGCGCAGAGCAAUUCCAAACAUGGAGAAGAUCAUACGAUGUUCCGCCUCCACCAAUUGAAGAUUCCUCUGAAUAUUCUCAAUUUGGGGACGAGAGAUAUAAAGACAUCGAUCCCAACGUUUUGCCUAAAACAGAGUCUUUAGCACUUGUGAUUGAUAGACUGCUUCCAUACUGGCAGGAUACUAUUGCCAAGGAGCUUUUGGAAGGAAAGACUGUCAUGAUUGCAGCCCACGGAAACUCACUGAGAGCUUUGGUUAAACACCUAGACAACAUUUCAGACAAGGACAUUGCUGGAUUGAACAUUCCAACCGGUAUUCCUCUCGUCUAUGAGUUGGACGAGAACUUGAAGCCAACUAAGCCAUCUUACUAUCUGGACCCUGAAGCAGCUGCUGCUGGUGCAGCUGCCGUUGCUGCACAGGGACAAAAGAAAUAGUUGUAUAGCUCCUUGAUUUAUGGCUAAAAAAACCUAGACACCUAUAUAUUAUUUUUUCGAAUGUGGGGAAAGGUAGGAUCAUUUUAACUUUUUGAUGCAUACACAUAGAACUCAUCAAUUGGUCCGGAGAUGUCUUCACAACCGACCGAAGUGGAUCUUACCCGGUGAAGAUGGCUCCAAAAAGGUUCGCUGGGCUGACAGCGUCUUUGGCAACUAUGUACGACGCAUUGUCGAGCCAACGUUGAAAAGCAUAGAAAUGUACCUCUCCGAUCCGGGAGGAGAAACGGAUCAAAACGCAAAACACAGAAGUCAUAGGAAUGAAUAUGAGUAUCUGAAUCUUCAUAAUGCAACAGACAUCAAGAUAUUGAAUUCUACACCGUUUUCGAAUCGCAUCUACAAUGCGGCUUGGAAACGAACCAAGGAACGAUUGAGACCUCAUCACACCACUCUUCUAAGUUUAUAUCUUGUCAAUGGGACCAUUGAUCAACUUCCUACAAUAAUAGAGUUCUUGGUGAGGACGAGGUGGUUUGUAAAUGCUUCUACUCUGCUGAACGGCGCUGAUAUGAAUUUCAAGGACUUUUUGAGCUAUACUAACUCUCUUUUGGAGCAGCAAUUCAAUUCAGACUGGUCAAGGAAAGAAUUUCUUCGGCAUCUUCUGCGAGAAGUAGCUAAUCCACGAACACUUUUUCAAUUAGACAGGAAAGAUUUACUGGCAGAUCUGGAGCUUGCGAACCAGCUGGAGGAGACAUACUUGGAAACGGACUACUCUUUUGAAGUAUUGCAACUCCAUUUGGAGCAAAUCAGUGACCACAAUAGUAGUGAUAUUAUUGAAAGUACCAAGCUGAAGCUCCUGAUUAAUAACAUUCAACAAAACAUGCAUGAUCCCAAACUACAGGUCAAAGAGUUCUUUCGUGUGGCAGAUACUUUCAAGCAUCUUUUUGCAAAAGCCCCCGACACUGUUGGCUUUUUUAUUCUGGCAUGCAUACCGCAUAUGGAGAAGGAUGCGAAGACUCAGUACUUUUCGAGCGCCUUUUUUAAGUCUUUCUUGAUGCUGCAUAUUACAGUAAACGACGUGAGAAUCAUUUUAGAUAAGCUGAUAUUGAACGAAAAACAACUAGAGAAGCUUUGGGAGUUUUGCAAAUCACCGGACAUGUGGCUUCUGGGGCAGUUCUUUCAACAUAAACAUUACAGUAAACAGAUGACGCCGGAGUGUUUUUCCCGGUUGCCCCCAUCUAUGCAGAAAACAGUUUUGAUCGAACUCUAUUCAAGGGGAGCGGGAAAUCCUAAGGAAGUGGGUAGAGUUCUUGCUCUUGUAAAAUGCAUGUCUAACAGUUAUCAUGCUCAAACUGCCCUCCAUACUGUGAUUGAAUCAGAGACUCAAAAGUAUGUCACCUCGAUAGAUGAUUGGCUGCGAUUACUGCAAAUGCUCUUUGAGCUCGAAGACAAAUUGCCCACAAGCGUAAUCAAAGAUAUGGCCAGAUUUGGCGCUACAUUGACCAUACUUCCAUCCCAUAGUUCUCAGCUUAGGCAGCUUGCUUCAUUACUUGAGCAUCGCGACAGCUCAUAUUGUCUUCCAUUAAUGCCUUUAGUUUUGCGUUGGUUUAGAACACUACAUGUAAAAGAUCCAGAUAAAGAAAGGAAGGCAAUGGUUGGGGACCUAUUUGCCAAGUCAUUGCACUCAAUUAAAGACCUCUCAAAGACCGAUAAUGUUGACCUCUACGUAUUCGGUUCGAAAGUUCCAAAAGUUGUGCUAUCUAAUAUUCAGCAAUUGAACCUCAUAGCCAGACAACUAUGGAAACUAGACAACGAUAGCAUUUCUUACUUUAUCGGCAAAUACGUUGAUAGCUUGUUCACAAGAGAGAGCUACGCUCACCACAAAGUUCACGAGAAGAUUCAAACGGCAAGUUUUAUAAUUGACAUGCUGUUUCGCUUGGUAUUGAACAAGGGCCGGAGGAAUUGGAAGUCGUUUGUGGAGAUUAAUUCUAUUCUGGACAAUUAUACGAUCCGGAAAACACAGUAUUUUCAUGGUAGAGAUAUCAAGACGCGGCAAAGUUUGAUCAAAGUUAUUGACUCCACAGUUAGUGGGCUGGCAGAUAAACUGCUAACAGGCCACGUUCCACGCUAUAGAGGCAUUCAAAAUGACCAAGAAGAAAUUGGAUUGGAAAAGCUGAGACUUGUGUGCUCGAAAUUAGAGGACGAGGGUUAUAUCACAAAAUGUUCUGAUCCUGUGAAAAUCAGAAGCAUGGUGUCGCGCGAGGACGCGUUGGAACGGGUUAGGCUACAAGCUACCGUGCGGACCAAAAUGUGGAUGGUACAUAACCUAGUCUCAGCCAAUCCACAUCUAGUUGACAAAGUGCUUGAAAAAUAUUACAUGGACUACGAUACAGAUAUACCGCCUGCACUGAUUCAUCAAAUGAUGAUCUGCAUCAUGGAGUCAAAGUUCAGCUUCUCAGAGAAGCUUCAAGUUUACAGGUAUCUCGACAAACUGGCUUUACUGUUGAGUCAUCGUUCAGCUUAUUAUGUCAAAUACCGGCGACAGAAAAGGGCAACAGAAGUGUUGAUUGAUAAAAUCAUCAGCGAGUCAUGGAAAGAGGGCUAUAAUCAUAAACUGCUUAUCAGUAUUCUCAAGAAAAAACAGUAUCUGAAAUUGGAGGACCAAUCACAUAGGUGGUCCGCUAUGCUGGAAAACAUGAAAUCUAAUAAAGACGGAUUCUGGAAAGAAAAACACAGAUAAAAUAAUAUAGAAACAUUGAAUUAGAUUCUCCAGUAGUCAUUCAUUCAUCAUCCCUAUUCGCUGUUACCCUUUUUUUUAUUGGUGCUUACAUAAACACGAGAUUUCCGUCUGGCGUGGUUUUGAAAACUUUUUAUUAUGUAGAAAUUUUUGUCCAAUUAUCAAAGUGUUAAUUUCAACUGUUGGUUUAGCAGCGGAAAUAUUUUAGAAAAUCCAUAGAAUACAAAAUACAAUGAUUUCGAACGUUAUCAAAGGUGCAUUGAGACAGAACAGCAGACUGGUCAACAGAAAUGUGAGUCUCGUCUCGAAAGUCAGACCAAUGAGACCAGCCCAAUUUACGAGCAUCAGAAAGUAUUCUUCUGACCACCACGAAGAAACCUUUGAGGAGUUCUCCAUCAGAUACGAGAAGGAGUUCGAUGAAGCUUACGACCUGUUUGAAGUUCAAAGAGUCUUGAACAAUUGUUUCUCCUAUGACCUGGUGCCAUCUCCAUCCGUCAUCGAAAAAGCUUUGAGAGCCUGCAGAAGAGUCAAUGACUACGCUACUGCCGUUAGAGUUUUCGAGGGCCUGAAACACAAAGUUGAAAACAAAGAACAAUAUCAGGCCUACCUCGAUGAGCUCAAGGAUGUCAGAGAAGAGCUAGGCAUUGAUUUGAAGGAGGAAUUAUUCAGCGCAAACUAGAUCCUGCCAUUGCCAGUUACGCGAGAGGAAAAAUCCUAGAAAACACACGAAGCAGAUGAAGUCUACAAUAUCUAUCUAAUAUACUGAGUACAAUUCUUGGGAAUCUGUAAGAAAUUGGAUGCUAGUUAUUAGAGGGUCUUUUGUAUACUUCUCUUUAUAUAUAAGACUGAAGCAUCGAAAAGCCAAUGGAACAUACCUGUCAGAUAGAUGAAGGAAGACCGUAGUUUGAUGUAUUGUGGUCUAGAAUCCUAACCGGCCAAUCAAAUCAGUUCAUUUUUACUUUGGCACACCUUGAACCAGGACGGUGUCUGGGUGGACUAGACCUGAUCAACGGCUGUGAAAUUAAGAAUUUACCUAUACACGAAUACGGCAAUAAAUAAACAAAUUCUCA